AUGGCUCGUCGUUUCACCAAGGAAGAAAAAGGAAAACACCAGUUGGCUGAUACUAACGAACCUAUCAUCAAAAGGAUCAAAGCUCCAUAUGUGGAUACUGCAGCGCUUAUCAAAGAAAACGCUCUCACCCUCAUAGGCAGAGUUAUCAACUCACAAGAGCAGAGAAUAUCGGCGCUCAUCCCAGCUCUACCUCGAAAAUGGCACAUACAAGGAAGAGCAGUUGGGUCAGAUCUUGGUCAUGGCUGUUUCCAGUUCAGGUUUGAAAAAGAAGAAGACCUUGAGAGAGUUCUGGACAACAGACCUUACCAUUUUGCAUACUGGAUGGUCAUCCUCCAACGCUGGGAACCGGUCAUCUCUGCCACCUUCCCCUCGCAAAUCCCCUUUUGGAUCCGUAUCAAAGGGCUACCGCUCCACUUCUGGCACGAGGAUAUGAUAUGUGACGUUGGAAAGGAGCUCGGAACGCUGAUGAACCACGAACUCACCAAGACAUCUGCAAGAAUCAAAGUUCUGAUUGACGGUCUAAAACCUCUAGAGAAGAAAUACAUCAUUGAAUAUGAUUCAGGGGAAGAGAGUAUAAUCUACCUGGAAUAUGAGAAACUCGAGAAUCACUGCUCUUUCUGCCAAUCCCUCUCACACUUGAAGAAAGAUUGUCUCCACUACUUGGAAGGCAACAAAACCCUAACAAGCCAAAAGAAUCUCGAAGAACCUAAGAAACUAGAAGAUCAGAACAACUAUGAGAGAAGAGCAACUCCUAGCGACAGGAGGAAUGAGAAAAUCUACAAAGACAAGGAUAUGAAUCAACGUUACCUAAGACUGGAGAUGUCUGAUUACAACAAGGAAAGGAGCCCAAAGGUUUUCAACGACAGAGUGGACAGGCACGAUAAUAGCUUUGGAAACAGAGUUGCAACCAAACAAACCAGAGUACCUCCACCGGUCAAAGCGACGACUGACAUGGCUGACACUACGCAAAACUGGUGUAGUAGAACACACACUCAGGAAGUGGAAAACCAAGGUUAUGUCUCACCACCCUACACAAACAGGAGACAUGUUAGGAGAGAGAGGAACUAUAUGCGAGCUCCUUUACCCCAGAGAGGACUUAGUGAAUGA
This is a messenger RNA of Brassica oleracea var. oleracea, 1107 nucleotides long. RefSeq lists its product as uncharacterized. Bases 1 to 1107 code for a protein of 368 amino acids. The record is from RefSeq and is a predicted model, not a curated record. The transcript has a single exon. NCBI's taxonomy places the organism in Eukaryota, Viridiplantae, Streptophyta, Magnoliopsida, Brassicales, Brassicaceae.